Messenger RNA from Aphanomyces invadans, 1183 nucleotides. RefSeq lists its product as hypothetical. Gene Ontology annotation, molecular function: protein kinase activity. The transcript is spliced from 5 exons. The record is from RefSeq and is a predicted model, not a curated record. Bases 62 to 1183 code for a protein of 373 amino acids. Lineage: Eukaryota; Oomycota; Saprolegniomycetes; Saprolegniales; Verrucalvaceae.
UGUGCCCGUUUGCAUUUGGCAUCUUUCGCUUGCCGCGUGUAGAAUAGUGAUCUCGAACGACAUGUCGUCGGUGACCACCGUGCUGGCGUGCGGCUUGACGCACAUGGAGCUACAUCGCACUGCGGGCUACAACCAGCGCAACUACUGGUGCUCGACGGCACUAGCAGCGCUCGACCCGUCCGACCCUCGCGUGCCACAUUGCCAUCAUCAUGCUGCGACCAAUCUGUACUUCGGUGUCCGCGUCAACGUGCGUGGCCAUUUGGAGUGUUCAUCCAAGGACGGUGCCGCGUGCCAUGCGCGCGCUUUGACGUUUGAGGGCUGCAUGGCGAGCCUCAGGACGACCUCCGAUGCCAUCCACCUGUGCCCACUCGUGUGUACGCAAGCCCAGUACUCUGACAGCGGCCACUGGUGCACGUUGCUGGAGCAACUGACAACGCGUCCGUCGACAGCUUACCUCCGACCCCUUCUCCGUGGAGGUGUCUUCGGGGAUCUCCACCGCCGGCGCCAUGCGUUGGCAUGGCCCGCAUCGUGCGGCGGUGCAUGUGCCAUGGAAGCGGCUGUAAACAACUACUUCGCCGAACGCAAGGCCAAGCUGGGUUGGUGCGGUGGCCGACCGCCAUCGGCUCUGCUUGUGCCCACGGAGGACGCCACCGACACGACCGGCGCCGUGUUGCGCACCUUUCAAAUCCCGCACGACAGCGAUGUGAAGCACGUCCACGUUCAGCUCGGACAAAGCCCCACGGCCUCGGUGACACUCGAAAAGUACAAGAUGCAGCACCUCGUCGCCAUCAAAACCCUGCGCUCGGGUGUGAGUGCAGCUGCCCGCCACGCGUUUGUCCAUGAGCUGCACGUGCUUGCCAGCAUCUCGUCUCCGGUGCGUGCUGUGGGGACUCUCGUAGCCACCCAUCGUGUGUCGAUCCGCAUGGUCGGUACUCGAUGGAUUGGCAAGAGCCUACUUGACCUCGCGGAGGCGCUCGUGCACUUGCAUGCGAUCGAUCGGGUGCAUGGGCAGUUGAUCUCGCGCCACGUGUUGCUGGAUUCGGUCAACGGCACCAAAGUGACAGGCGUUGGAAGCCAGCACGCGUUGGACCGCCUUGCCCAACACACCGCGCCGACAUCGGCGUCGGACAUGUAUUCAUUUGGCGUUUUGUUGUCCGAGUUUGGCACCCACCGCGACGCAUAA